AUGACCAUUGAUUACUUUGAUGUCACUCCCGUUACUUUUCCUAAAUGUAGUCGCGGAACUUAAGUCAGGCUUCAGGCGGAAAAGUGAAGACAUUUCCGACGUUUUCUGGACGACGGGAGCAUCAUGAAGACGGCAAAGGACGCUGGAGAGGUGAGAGGAGUGUCAGUAAAUCGCUUUACUAAAGAGGCACCUCUAUCUGGGAUGUCCAAGAAUGGAUACUUCUUUCAAGAAAUGGAGCAGCGGGAGGCGGACCAAGAGGAGGGCAACGACAGCCGAGAGGAGGGACAAGACUCACCGAUCGCCUGCGGAGAUGACAUCCACCUUUAUGACAACCAGAUCAGCCCUGGGCCAGAUGCUGAUGACUCAGGUUGUGUGUUACUGAACACAUCAAGAAGGUAUGUGAAGCUGAUGAACUUUGAGGAGGAGGUCCGGGCACACCGGGACUUGGAUGACUUCCUGGCGAAGGCCACCAUUCUGCUGGAUGAGACGGCUGCCUCCCUGGAUGAUGUUCUCAAAAGAAUGUUGCACCACGUGGGCCAGGAUAGCCAUACCUCUGAGCCCAGCUGCAACUUUGAGGAGGUGAUGAGCAUGCUUUUCACAGAUGCAGGAGCUCAGGAGGUCAACGACAAGUCACAAAGUUUCGUUUUCUUUGAUGACGUUCACCUGCUGUCUGAGACGAUCCAGGGAGUGACGGCCACAGCCACUGGAGUCCAGUACCAGCAGUCCUGGCUCUGCAUCCUCUGCAAUGUGAAGCAUCUCCAGAGGCGUCAUGUGUGCAUCUCUCGCCUGGAGAGGCCACAGAACUGGGGGGAGAACUGCUGUGAAGUCCGCUAUGUCAUCCUGAUUUUGGCCCCAUCUAAAAUGAAAAGUACCAAGACAGCAAUGGAGUUGGGAAGGACGUUUGCCACCCUCUUCUCUGACAUCUCCUUCAGACAGAAGCUGCUGGAAACAAAGACACAGGAGGAGUUUAAAGAGGCUUUAGUGUUCCAGAGGCACCAGCUGACGGCAGCCAACCAGCAGCCCACUGCCCUGGGGAAGGAGGAGACUGACCCUCGUAGUCACAAACCUCUCAAGUGUCAAGACUUCUUCAAAGCCGGCCGGGGGAUUUAUGAGGACUUGUGCCGCAGACUGCCUUUCUACCCCUCUGACUUCACAGAUGGUAUAGUUGGCAGUAAUAAAACCCUGCUGAAGUACAUGACCACAGCCAUCUUCCUCUACAUUGCCAUCCUCCUCCCUGCAAUUGCUUUUGGCUCCCUCAAUGAUGAGAGCACCCGUGGCGAGAUCGAUGUUAGGAAAACUAUCAUUGGCCAGAGCAUCGGAGGGGUCAUCUACUCAUUGUUCGCCGGCUCUCCUUUAGUGAUUCCUCUCACCACAGCUCCUCUUGCUAUCUUCAUCAGCGUGAUCCGAGGAAUCUGUGACGACUACAACCUGGAUUUCCCAGCUUUCUAUGCCUGCAUUGGUUUGUGGAAUUGCCUCUUUCUCAUCCUUGGAGGGAUCUUCAAUGUCAGCCUGCUAAUGAAGCUCUUCAAAAGGUCGACAGAGGAGGUCAUCGCCCUGUUCAUAUCCAUUGCAUUUGUGGUUGAUGCUGUGAAAGGCACAGUCAAAAUCUUUCACAGGUACUACCAUUCACCAACGCUGGAAAACAGAAGCAUAGAGAGCUUUCCUCAGGGUGGAGAUCUGUUGGGAGGAAACAAGAGUGAGGUGGUGGCCAGUCUGGGGCUCAAUGCCCUCCCUGAAUCUUUUAUCCAGUGCACUCGAGAAAGGCCCGUCCUCUGCCUCCUGCUCAUGCUCGGGACGUUAUGGAUGGGCUAUACUCUCUACCAAUUCAAAAGGAGUCCGUUCCUGCAUGCCAAAGUGAGAGAGGUGCUGUCGGACUGCGCCCUGCCGAUCUCAGUGCUCCUGUUCUCCUUCAUCGGCUCCUACCUUUUCAGUGACAUUGAACUUCCAGUGUUUAAGGUUCAUGACCGGCCCAUCUUCAACGUGGCUCCAUUUGAGCGGCUGUCAGCCAUGAACAUCGUCAGCGCCAUGGGGCUGGGCUUCCUCCUGGCUCUCCUCAUCUUCAUCGACCAGAAUAUUGUCGUCUCACUGACCAACGCUCCAGAGAACAGGUUGCUGAAGGGAACGGCGUAUCACUGGGACCUGAUGCUCUCUGGGCUCAUUAACAUACUGAUGUCGGUGCUGGGGUUGCCCUGGAUGCACGCCGCCUUCCCUCACUCCACCCUCCAUGUGCGCCAGCUGGCUUUUGUGGAGCAGCGCGUGGAGGGGGGGCACCUCUACGAAACUAUUGUCCAGGUAAAGGAGACACGUCUGACAUCUCUGGCUGCCAACAUCUUCAUUGGCGUUUCUCUUCUGCUGCUGCCCGUCCCCCUGCAAUGGAUCCCCAAACCCGUCCUGUACGGCCUCUUCCUCUACAUCGCCCUCACCUCCAUCGACGGAAACCAGAUGUGUGACCGCAUGGCUCUCCUCUUGAAGGAGCAGACGUCUUACCCGCCCACCCACUACAUCCGCAAAGUGCCCCAGAGGAAGAUCCACUACUUCACCUUCCUGCAGAUGAUGCAGCUGCUGGUGCUGUGCACGUUUGGCAUGUACCCAAUACCGUACAUGAAGAUGAUCUUCCCUCUGGUCAUGAUCCUCCUAAUCCCAAUCAGGAACAACGUGCUUCCUCAUAUCAUUGAGGCCAAAUACUUGGACAUAAUGGAUGCCCAACACAUGUAGCUACAGAAGGACUCGAGCUCUGGAUCCUAAAAAAGAGAGAUGUCUGGAAUUUAAAAAAAGAAAAAAAAAACAUAGAAAAGGACAAACAAAAACAUAUUUUUCAAUGCAAAACUAUAUGGAAGCAAAAAGGUGAAAUAUUGACUGUUUGAUUUUUGUAUCUGAUAAGUACAUUCUUACCGGUGAAGCACUGGAAACAUGGGAAGGUGUGUGAGGAAGACAGAUGAGAGUUGUGGUGAAUAUUCACCCAACGUGAACUGACAACGCUUCUCAGUGGGAAAGCUCUACAGGAAGAAUAAAAAAGAAAAAAAAAAAAAACAGGACCGUCCAGAACUCCCUGUAUCACCUCGUUUGACCCUGUCCGAUUGUUCAGUGCUAUAUGCCUUCAU
This is a messenger RNA of Melanotaenia boesemani (Boeseman's rainbowfish), 3101 nucleotides long. It is a transcript of the gene slc4a11, whose product is annotated as solute carrier family 4 member 11. Gene Ontology annotation, molecular function: solute:inorganic anion antiporter activity. Gene Ontology annotation, biological process: monoatomic ion homeostasis; monoatomic anion transport; transmembrane transport. The record is from RefSeq and is a predicted model, not a curated record. Gene Ontology annotation, cellular component: basolateral plasma membrane; plasma membrane. The transcript is spliced from 21 exons. Bases 124 to 2715 code for a protein of 863 amino acids. NCBI's taxonomy places the organism in Eukaryota, Metazoa, Chordata, Actinopteri, Atheriniformes, Melanotaeniidae.